CAAGGUGCGGCAGAGAGACAGGUGCGUGACGAAUCUCUGAGAGACUAUAAAUUGAAACGGCGCCGUCUUCUGCUGAAGUCACUUGAGAAAGCUGAGGAAUAGGUAGAAACGGAUAGUAACGGAAGAGUUAACUUUGUCAGAAACAAAGCAGACUUCGCUAAACACCGUCGGUUUGUAGAGGAGUGGGGGAUUUGCACCUUCGCAGCAGGUGGACGUCGUCUUUGUUGAUUCACCGUUAAGUCGAAGAAGUAGUGAAAAGAAGAAAAAAAAAAAUGGCCAACUCGGGUCUGCAGAUUUUGGGUUUCGCCCUGGCCCUUAUCGGCUUAAUUGGACUGAUAAUUGGCACAAUUCUGCCCCAGUGGAAGAUGUCCUCUUAUGCCGGGGACAACAUCAUCACGGCGAUAGCCAUGUACGAAGGACUGUGGAUGUCCUGCGCCUUCCAGAGCACAGGCCAAAUCCAGUGCAAAGUGUACGACUCAAUCCUGCAGCUCAGCGGUCCCCUCCAGGCAACCCGCGCCCUCAUGAUCGUGAGUAUCAUCGUAUUGGUGGCUGGCUUGGGCGCAGCCUGCAUGGGAAUGAAGUGCACCAACUGUGGAGGAGAUGACAAAGUGCGCAAAUCCCGCAUUGCCAUGGCUGCUGGCAUCAUCAUCCUGAUUGGAUCUUUGUGUGCCAUUGUCGCCUGCUCUUGGUAUGCUCACGAUAUCAUCCAAGCCUUCUACAACCCUUUCACCCCCGUCAAUACCAAGUACGAGUUUGGUUCUGCCAUCUUCAUUGCCUGGGCUGGAUCGUUCCUGGCUAUUGUGGGAGGCGGCAUGCUGACAGCAUCCUGCCCAAGAGAAAAGUCAACGCCGAAGUACCCCAUCUCCAGACCCCCCAGCAGCAAGGAAUACGUUUGAGUUGUUAGAGAAUGAACACUUUGACAUUCGUGCUAGUCCAACUUAGAUAUUGAAACAUUGAACAGAUGUAUCCCAGGAGCUGAUCAGUAUCUUUUUUUUUUUUUUUGUUUAAAUUUAAUUUUAUAUGUUAGUUUCUUCAGAGCUUCCCUGUGAUGUUACUGUAAUAUUUUAACAAAUGCAUUAAAAAGCCAUUUUUAAUAAUGGCUGAUUGGCCUUGUCCUGUCCGGAGCUACAGUUAGUGCUUGAUUUGUACGCCAUGUAGGAAGCUAUCUACUUAUUUGACACCUGUAAAGCACCAAGUUAAAAUUAAGGUGACGCACGCCUGAUAUUAUGCAACUUAUCGUAUGCUAGUGCAUUAGAAUGUACAGUGUUUUGGGGAAAAAUGGUUUGAAUGCACUGACUACAACCCUGAUGUGGCAAUAGAUGACUCUUACACCAUUAAUGACUGUCGGCCGAACACGCAGUAGUUCAUAAUUUUAGCACCUGAGCAGCAACUGGCUCCCAUUAUUUCCAUUUAUUUGUGCUUUUUAUUUAUACAAAAACUACAAAUCCCUCCAUACCACUGUAGUCCAUUUAGAUUCAAUAAAGUGCUGGAUUGAAAUUGUACCUAUAUAUCAAAUAAAGAAUACUGAUUACUUUUACUCAA
Messenger RNA from Anarrhichthys ocellatus (wolf-eel), 1542 nucleotides. Its product is annotated as claudin-7-A. The transcript has 4 exons. Bases 273 to 896 code for a protein of 207 amino acids. The record is from RefSeq and is a predicted model, not a curated record. Gene Ontology annotation, molecular function: structural molecule activity. Lineage: Eukaryota; Metazoa; Chordata; Actinopteri; Perciformes; Anarhichadidae. Gene Ontology annotation, cellular component: membrane; bicellular tight junction.